Aspergillus campestris IBT 28561 is the source of this 1503-nucleotide messenger RNA. RefSeq names its product translation termination factor eRF1. Lineage: Eukaryota; Fungi; Ascomycota; Eurotiomycetes; Eurotiales; Aspergillaceae. The coding region runs from base 1 to 1503 and encodes 500 amino acids. Gene Ontology annotation, cellular component: translation release factor complex; cytosol. The record is from RefSeq and is a predicted model, not a curated record. Gene Ontology annotation, molecular function: sequence-specific mRNA binding; translation release factor activity, codon specific. Gene Ontology annotation, biological process: cytoplasmic translational termination. The transcript has 5 exons.
AUGAGCGCGGCUCAGCCGAACGAAGCGGAGAAGAACAUUGAGAUCUGGAAGGUCAAGAAGCUGAUCAAGCGGCUUGAAGCGGCCAGAGGAAAUGGAACCUCCAUGAUCUCUCUCAUCAUCCCCCCCAAGGAUCAGGUUUCUCGAGCGGCAAAGAUGUUGGCUGAAGAAUUUGGUACUGCCUCCAACAUCAAAUCCCGUGUCAAUCGGCUUUCGGUUCUCUCGGCCAUCACGUCCACACAACAACGUCUGAAGCUGUACAACAAGGUUCCCCCGAACGGCUUGGUCGUCUACUGUGGUGAAAUCAUUACGUCCGAAGGAAAGGAACGUAAGAUCAACAUCGACUUCGAACCGUUCAAGCCUAUCAACACGUCGCUUUACCUUUGUGACAACAAGUUCCACACGGAAGCGCUAAGUGAGCUUCUCGAAUCCGACCAAAAAUUCGGGUUUAUUGUCAUGGAUGGUAAUGGUACACUUUUCGGCACACUCAGUGGAAAUACCCGAGAAAUUCUUCAGAAGCUCAGCGUCGACUUGCCAAAGAAACACGGUCGUGGUGGACAGUCCGCGUUGCGUUUUUCUCGUCUCCGUGAAGAAAAGCGGCACAAUUACGUCCGCAAGAUCGCAGAGUUGGCGGUCCAGAAUUAUAUCACCGCCGACAAGGUCAAUGUUGCGGGUCUGAUUUUGGCCGGUUCUGCUGAUUUCAAGAAUGAUUUGAACCAGUCCGAUUUGUUCGAUGGACGAUUGCAAGCCAAGGUUAUCAAGAUUGUCGAUGUUUCCUACGGUGGAGAAAACGGCUUCAACCAAGCCAUUGAACUUGCUUCCGAGACUCUCAGCAAUGUUAAGUUUGUCCAGGAGAAGAAACUCAUUGGCAAAUACUUCGAGGAAAUCAGUCAAGAUACCGGGAAGGUUUGCUACGGUAUCGAAGACACCCUGAAGGCCAUGGAACUCGGUGCAGCAGAAAUCUUGAUUGUCUAUGAGAACUUGGAUGUCUCUCGAUGGGUCCUGAAAGACUCCACCGGCGCUGAGGUCAUUGUUCACACAACCAAGGCCCAGGAAGAAAACAGAGAAUUGUUCACUGACAAGGAGACUGGCACGGAGAUGGAAGUCAUUGAGCAGACAUCGUUCCUUGAGUGGCUUGCCGAGUCCUACAAGGACUUUGGUGCGGCUCUGGAGUUCGUUUCUGACCGGUCCAGCGAAGGUAACCAGUUUGUCAAGGGUUUCGGUGGUAUCGGCGCCAUCCUUCGAUACAAGGUCAACUUCGAACAGCUUGCCGACUACAGUGAUGAGGAUGAAUUUUACGACGAGAGCGAGGAUGAACGGCCAGAAGCUCCCAAGGUGGAUCUUUUGACGGCUCGCCCGGUGGAUCGUGAAGGCGGUUAUGAUGACAAAACCAUGGCCCCAUUGAGAUUAACUGCGAUCUGGCCUGGGAAGAACGCCGCGGAGCUGCACCGAGCAGGGUCAUCCAAGCUCCAUACAAUGCUCAUUGAGGUUUCCCAGACAACCUAA